Messenger RNA from Aspergillus nidulans FGSC A4, 1264 nucleotides. Its product is annotated as E1 ubiquitin-activating protein AOS1. Gene Ontology annotation, molecular function: ubiquitin-like modifier activating enzyme activity. Lineage: Eukaryota; Fungi; Ascomycota; Eurotiomycetes; Eurotiales; Aspergillaceae. The coding region runs from base 1 to 1191 and encodes 396 amino acids. Gene Ontology annotation, cellular component: nucleus. The record is from RefSeq and is a predicted model, not a curated record. The transcript is spliced from 3 exons.
AUGGACUCGCAAGAUCAGUCGAUCAGCCCAGAUGAAAUUGCGCUGUACGAUCGUCAAAUCCGUCUCUGGGGAGUCAAGGCCCAGGAGAAGUUGCGGUCUGCGAAUAUCCUCAUCAUCACCUUCAAAGCGCUGGCAAAUGAAGUUGCCAAAAAUCUGGUGUUAGCAGGGAUCGGAAGCUUGACUAUAAUUGAUGAUGGGAUCGUCACCGAAGAGGAUCUUGGAGCGCAGUUUCUCGUGAACCAGGAUUGUAUUGGUCAAAAUCGGGCCCAAGCUGCGGCCCCAGCAGUACGAGCCUACAAUAAACGAGUCAAGGUCUACGCAGAUGCAAGUGGCAUUUCCAGCAAGCCGCCAGAGUUCUUCGGGCAGUUCGACUUAACAAUUGCAACCGAGCUUGACUUCGCCAUGUACAAUGUCAUCAAUUCGGCCUGUCGUGUAGCCGGACGACCGUUUUACGCAGCUGGCCUGCAUGGAUUCUACGGUUUUGUUUUUUCUGACCUAAUUGAACAUGACUUCGUGAUCACACGAGAGAAAUCAAACGUUCCAUCGCCUAUAAACGAAACAUCAACUCGGACUAUUUUGAACAUAACUUCGAAGAAGGAGAAUGACAAAAUGAUUGAGAUGGUCACGAAACGAGAGAAAUACCAUCCUCUCCUUCUAGCAAACACAUCACCGCUACCCGACGAAUUGACACGUCUACCCCGCCGCCGAAAGCAAGUGACACCGCUUCUGAGCUGUCUUCGAGCCCUCUGGGAGUUUCAGAAAAUCAACCAUGGCAGAUUGCCAACCUUUUCACACCAAGAUCUUGAAUCAUUCACGAAACUGGCUCGGGAUGCGCACCAGGAACUCAAGCUUGACAUUAGCACCCUCGAUUCAGCAUUCUUGCGAACUUUCCUGUCAAAUCUCGGAAGCGAACUAAGUCCAGUGGCCGGUUUCUUAGGAGGUGCUUUAGCCCAAGACGUGAUGAAUGUCCUGAGCGCUCGGGAGCAGCCUCUUCAAAAUCUCCUUCUGGUUGAUGGCGAGAGAUCUGUUGCCCCCAUCUAUUCGCUACACCCUUUCUACUCAAUGGAUACACCAAAUGCCAUGGCUGCCGUUCCUCCGGCUCCGAAUCCAAUUCCACUGAAUGGUCACCCGGGUAUAGAAAAUGGUCAGCCGAGCAUAGGAAAUGGCCAGCCGGGCGUAGGGUUGUCGUAACCCUAUAACUCCGGUGACCUCAUACUAUUGCGGAAUACGCCAUGAAAGAGCGUGCUGCAUAGAUCAGUGGAGA